This is a messenger RNA of Abrus precatorius (Indian licorice), 1466 nucleotides long. RefSeq names its product soyasapogenol B glucuronide galactosyltransferase-like. The coding region runs from base 24 to 1466 and encodes 480 amino acids. The record is from RefSeq and is a predicted model, not a curated record. Gene Ontology annotation, molecular function: UDP-glycosyltransferase activity. The transcript has a single exon. Lineage: Eukaryota; Viridiplantae; Streptophyta; Magnoliopsida; Fabales; Fabaceae.
GGGGUCGAAGGAAGAGUUGAAAAAUGUUAAAGGGUAUUUUUCUUCCCUAUAUGGUAACUAGUCACAUAAUUCCUCUGGUAGACAUAGGAAGGCUCUUCGCCAUGCAUGACGUGGACGUCACUAUCAUUGCUACACCAGUCAACGCUGCAAUUUUUCAAAGCUCCAUUGAUCGUGAUUCAAGCCUUGGUCGCUCCAUUCGAACCCACAUUGUUAAGUUCCCACAUGUGGCUGGUUUGCCAGAAGGAAUAGAGAACAUCAACUCUUCUACUCCUGUAGCCAUGUUCCCCAAAAUCAUGGAAGGAGUAACCAUUCUUCAAGGCCAAUUUGAACAACUUUUUCGUGACAUGAAACCUGAUUUCAUUGUCACUGAUAUGUUCUACCCUUGGAGUGCGGAUGCUGCUGCUGAAUUGGGAAUUCCGAGGUUGGUUUACAUGGGUUCAAGUUAUUUUUCUCACUGUGCAAGUAACUCCAUUGAAGAAUUCUCACCUCACACUAAGGUGAAUUCAGAUAGUGAGAGUUUUUUGCUUCCAGGGUUGCCGCACAAGUUGGAGAUGACACGUUCUCAGUUACCCGAUUGGGUCAGAGAACCAAACUUGUACACUAAUUUACUAAAAAUGAUUAGAGAAUCAGAGAAAAAGAGUUAUGGGUCUCUGUUCAAAAGCUUUUAUGAGUUUGAUCGAGGUUAUGAGGAGUAUUACAAUGCUGUGACUGGCACCAAGAGUUGGAGUUUGGGACCGGUUUCCUUAUGGGUGAAUCAAGAUGAUUCGGAUGAGACUUGUAAUGGACAUGCCAAAGAAGAAAAACAAGAAAAAGAUGAUUGUCUUACAUGGCUUGAUUCAAAAAAAGAGAAUUCAGUUCUCUACGUGAGUUUUGGGAGCAUGAACAAAUUCCUUGCGACACAGCUUGUGGAAAUAGCUCAUGCUCUUGAAGAUUCUGGCUAUGAUUUCAUUUGGGUAGUUAGAAAAGUUGAUGAUAAUGUGUUGGAGGAAUUUGAGAAGAGGGUGAGAGAAAGCAAUAAGGGUUAUCUAAUAUGGGGUUGGGCACCGCAAGUUCAGAUACUAGAGCAUCCUGCCACUGGGGCUGUUGUGACUCAUUGUGGCAUGAACACUGUUUUUGAAAGCGUGAACGCAAGUUUGCCAAUGGUGGCUUGGCCUAUUUUUGCUGAGCAAUUUUUCAAUGAGAAGUUGUUGGUGGAUGUUCUGAAAAUUGGAGUGGCAGUUGGAGCAAAAGAAUGGAGAAAUUUGCAUGGCACUGCGAAGGAGGUAUUGAAGAGGGAGGACAUUGGAAAGGCAAUUGCCAAAGUGAUGGAUGGUGGGGAGGAGUGUUUGGAAAUGAGGAAAAGAGUCAAAGUUCUAAGUGAUGCUGCAAAGAAGGCCAUUCAAGUUGGUGGGUCUUCUUAUAAUAACAUGAAAAAUCUAAUUGAGGACCUCAAGUCAAUCAAACUUCAAAAAGAGGCAGCGGCUUAG